AUGCAUCAGUCGUUGCCCGACGCUGCCUACGUUGCUCCCCGAAUCAACGUGAACCGCGCCCAACUGCAAGCCGUGGACAACUUCACUUACUUGGGCAGCACCCUCUUUCUCAAAAUCAAAAUCGGCGAUGAAGUGACCCGCCUCGACACACCUAGCACAUCCUGCACCCAUGCACCGCCGCCCACUGCGCCCACCACCGGCAGUUCCACCACGGCCACCAUCACCUAA
This is a messenger RNA of Spirometra erinaceieuropaei, 228 nucleotides long. The record is from the annotation of a GenBank genome assembly. NCBI's taxonomy places the organism in Eukaryota, Metazoa, Platyhelminthes, Cestoda, Diphyllobothriidea, Diphyllobothriidae.